This is a messenger RNA of Schistosoma turkestanicum, 993 nucleotides long. NCBI's taxonomy places the organism in Eukaryota, Metazoa, Platyhelminthes, Trematoda, Strigeidida, Schistosomatidae. The record is from the annotation of a GenBank genome assembly.
AAUUGAUUGAAAGUAUCUUUGUGUGAGAUAUUACAAAGAAGUAUUUUAGUGUUGUUAAACAUUCAGUUGAUCACAGUUGAUUUGAGACAGCUAACGACAUAAUCUUUAUGUAAAUUACACCUUUUUCAAUUUGAAAUAUUCCAAUAUAAACAUUCUAAUCAAAUUAUGUGCUGUUGUGAAUAUGAUAUUAUUAAAUAUAUUCUCAUUUAUUCACUCACAAUGAUAAUGGUGAUUUAUCUUGUCAGUGGUGAAGAUUAUCUGCUAACAAAUGAAGAUAUAAGUAAACUAACUGGAGUGACAACACAAACAACUAUUGAUCCUGUCUUACUGGAAUCCUAUCGAAAAAAUACAAUUAAAUCGUUUAUUAUAUUCGGUGUAAUAUUUGGCCUUAUGAAUGUUGCCUGUUGGAUUGCAUCAAUCAUAAAAGCAAUCUCAGAUAGACGAAAAAUAAAAAGGAGAAAUUUAGCUCGUCAAGAAGCGAAACGUUUCAAAAGUACAAGUCAUCGACAUUCCGUUUUAAAAGAUUUAAUGGAUCCUGAACCACCAAAAUUAAUUUUACCAAGUAUUGUUGAUGAUGCAGUGAAACGUCAUAAAAACAUUUCGCCGACAAUUUCUAACACUUCCGAAUCUCCAAUUCAUCAUUUUUCAAGGUAUUCAACUUUACGACGUUCUCAAUCGCCAAAACGAUCAACAGAAAAUGAAGUGAAUGAACCAAUGGAAAAAGAGUCAUUUAUUUAAUAAACUAAUUUCUUUCUAUAUUUCUUCACCAUGAUGGCUUAGAUAUUUUAUUUGAUAAAUUAUCUUAUAGAAUACUUUUAAAAAUAUGUUAACCUAUUAUUUUGUUAUUAUGCAUCUUAUAAGUAAUUUUACACAUCUGAAAGUUAUUUGAGUUAUUCUCAACAAUAUUAUCAAUCAAUUCCUAAAUUUUAACUUUAUUUACAUCAAUAACUAUAGUAAUAUUUUAAUGUAUUAAAAGAAUAUAUUUGACGAAAC